This is a messenger RNA of Striga hermonthica, 5547 nucleotides long. The record is from the annotation of a GenBank genome assembly. Lineage: Eukaryota; Viridiplantae; Streptophyta; Magnoliopsida; Lamiales; Orobanchaceae.
AUGCCCGAUUCAAUCGCGCAGCAGCCGAUCUGCAAAAAUUGGCAGCCGGACGAGCCUGUUCAGCCCAAUCGGGCCAGGCAGGCCCAAUGCGGUCAAAUCUAUAGAAAUUGGCAACCAGAUGAACUUGUUCGGCCCAAUCUGGCUGCACAGGCCCAAUGCAGUCAAAUUGGCCCGGCUUCCCGGGCAAAUUCGUUUGAAACAGGAAAUUUAUUGGCUGACUACAUGCAAAUGGCACAAUGCCAGACAGCAACACACUCAUGUUACGUACCAAUGGGUCACGGUAGGGAGUCCAUUGAUGUAAGCAGACUUCCCGGUAAUUGGCAAGAGAAUCUGUCCAAUUUCGACACCUGGCAAACCAGCGUGCCCGCCGAUUCACAUGUCUAUGGAGAUUAUUCGCAGAAACCCGAGAGGAUGACCGACAAAUUAGCCAGCAUGUCUUUUCAGAAGCUCUUGGGCCUGGCUGAUGCAGAUGAAAGUGAAGCAGCCUUGCAAAAUGCACUUUCCGAGAAGGAUUUUAUUCCGAGAGGACGACAACUGGAAUUUGGGGGCCCCCAUUUUCGCCCUCCAAUCAAACGAGGUGUGGGUGCAAUCCCUUCCAUGCUGUCCUUCGAUCUUAAUGCAACACCGAAAAUGACUACGGAUUCAGUAUACAGCAGGAGUAUAUCAUUCCAGUACGAGCCUAUAACACCUCAGAAAGUCAAUAAACCUGAGCAUUAUCAGCAGAAAAAGAUGCCUAUCAAUAAACCUCCUGUCACUGUCAUAGAUCUGACCAUAGACGAGGAGCCUACAGGAAAAGAUGCCCAAAUCCAGGUGGAAAAGUCCUCAGCCACAUCGAACCACCAGUUGCGGGAGAAUCACAAGCCUGACAAGGGUGGCAAAGAUGAGGCUGAUUUGACCAAAACGCCCCAGCAGAAGGUGCGGAGGAGAAAACACCGGCCCAAAGUCAUAAUCGAAGGUCAAAAGAAGAGUACUCCGAAAAGCUUGAAAAAACCCGCUGGAUCACAGGAAUCAACAAGUGUCAGGAGGAAAUAUGUUCAGAAAAAAGGAGUUGCAAAUCCUUUGGGGAAUGAAACUGAUGUAGCUGAUCCAAAAAAAAAGGAACCAACUUCUCUGGAUACUCUAACUCGAAAGAGAAAGUACACGAGGAGAAAAGGAGUUGCCAAACCUGAAGGUGAAGUGGAUAAGGAAACCACAAAAACACCUAACUCGAAGGCCUCUCGGAUCUCCCAAAGCUCCUGCAGACGAACACUGAAUUUCAGCUCAAACAGCCAGGCCAGAGGGGAGAUUUCCUUUCAGUAUCCAUCUUCAAACUGUGAUGGGAACCUCUAUGCACAAGGUCAUUCGACAGCUCAAACAGCCAGGCCAUACGGACAAGGAACGACUAAGAAAGAUGACGUUACGAGUCCUCCUGAACGAACGCAAUCUAUGGAUCAAGUGCAGGAAGAUAACAUGGCAGGGCAUCAUACUGGACCUACUAGAGGAAAAUGCCAAAUUGUGUUCUUGGAUGUAACACACGAUAAAGAGACAAACUCCAUUCAAGAAAGAAUGACUCCCAACAGUUCCAUGUGCAGCAGCAUAUUCUGGGUCCCAGAAAGACAGUUGAGGGGCCUGAAGAGGCAGAACGUGAGCACAAGUGAGGUAUCGGAAAUCUCCAACAGAAACGAGACUGAGGCAUAUAAUUUCAUGCAGGCAUACAUACCUCUAUUUUCCCAAAAUGUGGAUAAGAGCAAUGCUCUUCCUGGAUUACACUUCCCAAUAAUUCACAAAAAGAAGAAAUUCGAGAAAGUUUACAAUAUGGGAACAUCCAGCUCACAGCUCAAAGUACACACUCUCAGAGAUUCUUGCACAAAUCAGAUUACAUCAGAGGGUAAUCAAGGAUUUUCCGGUGGGCCAUACGAUAUAGCUAAUCUGCAGAGGACUAGUCCUGCAAAUGAUGCUCUUCAGACAGGACGGGAAGUUUAUGAAGAUCUCUUGGCUUUGGGGCCUAAGGAGAUAAUUAGGAAAAAGAGAUCCAAAAGCUCUACUCGAAUGCGGAAUUUAGCUUCACUAUUGGAGAUCCGUAGACAGAAGCCAGCAUCUACUAGCAAAGUAGUAACACCACCAUCCGCGACAAAACAAAAGAUUACAAUUCCACAUGAACCACCCACAUGCAUGGAAGCCCUUGUGGCGGACACACGGACAGUAUUGAAAACAAAGAAGCACACAAAUAGAAGUGUGCUUGCUAAUUCAAUAGGACCACCACUUGCUCUGACAUGGAGAACCAUUUCACCUGUUGAUUCAAUCACGGAGCAACUAAACAAGCUGGACCUGAAUGCGACGAAUGAAACAUCCAAAGAAAAGUGGAAUGCAUUUAAGGCGUAUCACUCACAGUACCUGGAGAAACGUGCCCUUGUUCCGUUUCAGAGAAGUGGAGCACUGAUCCCUUUUGAUGGAUCAUUUGACAAUGCUAGAAGAAGACGGCCACGGCCUAAAGUCAUCCUUGAUGAUGAGACAACUAGAGUGUGGGAACUUCUGUUAGAAAACAUCAAUAAUGAAGGCAUUGAUGGAACAGAUGAGGAAAAGACAAAAUGGUGGGAAGAGGAACGUAGAAUAUUCAAUGGUAGAGCCAACUCAUUUAUCGCACGCAUGCGUCUUGUGCAAGGAGACAGACAAUUCUCUCCAUGGAAAGGAUCAGUCGUUGACUCUGUAGUUGGCGUUUUUCUAACUCAAAAUGUCUCAGAUCAUCUUUCCAGCUCUGCCUUCAUGUCGGUUGCUGCUAGAUUUCCGCUCAAGCAAAAAACUCAACCUGCAGAAUUACGUGAAGAGAAACGAUGCACCGAAGAGAUCUGUGAGUUAUAUCGUGAAGGGAACUUUGGAUUGAAUGAAUCCAUCUAUGGUGAUAGGCAUGAAGUCAUUGAAUGUGAUAGCAUUAGAGAAGCGAACAGUGUCAACACCUCAAAAAACAGUUCUGAUGGAUUUUUCCUAAAGGACAAAUCUAAACAUGAUCUAGUUACGUCCAUUGAAACUGCUGCAAACAAGCCAAAAAGCUUGAUUAAGGAUGGAAGGGAUGCAGAAGACACAAUUUCUUUUCAGACUCCAGAUAUUUCUUCCCAGAACUCUUCCAAUUCCCAAAUAGCACAAACCAUUGGAAGAACUGAUUCUUUAAGCACCUCAGAAGAAUUAAAAGGUUGUGUUGAAUCAAUUGGGUUUGACAGUUCGACUUCAUUCAUAAAGCUUCUACAGAUGGCUGGCACUGUAUUACAUGGGAAUUUUAACGAAGGCGGUGAAAAAAUAAACUCUGAUGUAAAUAAUCGCCAAUGCCAAUCAGGAAGUUUGGUUCUUGAUUUGCAAAACAAAGUUCAUUUGGACAGUCCUAUGUACCCUGUUGAAACAACUUCACCUAGUAACUCUACUUUGUGUGAUGUGCCCAAUGCAGGAUCACAAGCAAUAUUAUUAGACUUGUGCAAGAAAAAUAGCCGGUUCUUUAACAGUUCCACCAACAGAGACCCAUGUUUAGGUGAGAUAAGUGAACCGUCUUCAGAAUCUGUAUAUGGAACUGCAUUUCAGAAGAUCAGAGAUGUUUGCUUCAAAGAAGAACCAAAACUUUCAAGUAUGAAUGCUACCUCAGAUAACAAUGACCAAGGUAGUAUGAAUGCUACCUCAGGUAAUAAUGAUCAAGUCUCUGCACAGAGUUCGUAUCAGGAGAUAUAUAAUAUGCAGAAGGUUUCAAAAGGUUUAAUCUAUCCACAAAAUUUGGCGGACAUUACAGGUAGUAGUAGCAACAUUGAUAAUUUAAAAAAUCCAGAGCACAUCGAAGUCAACUCAAAUAAGAGUGAUGCUGAAAAACAUCGAGGCAAGGUUGGUGGACCUAAAGGAAAGGGAGGAAGACCCAGAAAAGAUAAGGAGAACUGGGAUCACUUGAGAAAACAAGCAAAUGCAGGUGGCAAAGAAAGAGAAAGAACAGUCAAUACUAUGGACUCCGUGGACUGGGAUGCCGUAAGAUGUGCAGAUGUCAAUGAUAUUGCUCAGUCUAUCAAAGAAAGGGGAAUGAACAAUAUUUUAGCAGAAAGAAUUAAGGACUUCCUUAACCGCAUUGUUAGAGAUCAUGGAAGCAUCGAUCUGGAGUGGCUAAGGGACGUUCCACCAGACAAAGCAAAAGAGUAUCUGUUGAGCAUGAGGGGUUUGGGUUUGAAGAGUGUCGAAUGUGUCCGACUUCUGACACUGCAUCACCUUGCAUUUCCGGUUGACACUAAUGUUGGUCGUAUAGCAGUACGAUUAGGGUGGGUACCUCUUCAGCCAUUGCCUGAGUCACUUCAGCUACAUUUACUAGAACUGUACCCGAUAUUAGAGUCUAUUCAAAAAUAUUUGUGGCCUAGGCUCUGCAAACUUGAUCAAAGAACACUAUAUGAGCUGCAUUAUCAAAUGAUUACAUUUGGAAAGGUGUUCUGCACAAAGAGCAAACCAAAUUGCAAUGCAUGUCCAAUGAGGGGGGAAUGCCGACAUUUUACCAGUGCAUUUGCCAGCGCAAGACUUUCACUCCCAGCCCCGGAAGAUAAAAGCAUCAUUAGUGCAACAGAAAACAGAACAGCUGAUCAAAAUUCAAUGAGAAGUAUGAAUACCUUUCAUACUUUGCAGUUGCCUUCACCUGAAGCCAAUCCAAUGAAUGCUAGAUCUGGCGCUAGCUACUCUCAGCCCAUCAUUGAAGAGCCAUCUUCACCAGAGCCUAUCAUUGAAGUGCCAGCCACACCAGAAAGAGAUCAUACACAAGUUCCACAAUGUGACAUUGAGAAUGCUUUUAAUGAAGAUCCUGAUGAAAUUCCUACUAUUCAACUCAACAUGGAAGAGUUCACUCACAAUUUGCAGAAGAUCAUGAAGAAUACAGAACUACAGGAGGGCAAUAUGUCAAAGGCGUUAGUAGCUUUAACUUCAGCAGCUGCUUCAAUCCCUGUGCCUAAACUUAAAAAUGUGAGACGACUCAGAACAGAGCAUCAAGUCUAUGAGCUACCAGACUCGCAUCCUCUACUUGAAGGGAUGGAUAAACGGGAACCAGAUGAUCCUAGCCCUUACCUACUUGCUAUAUGGACCCCAGGUGAGACAACAAAUUCUAUUGAACCGCCCGAAAGAAGGUGCAGCUCAAAGGAGUACGACAAGCUAUGCACAGAUGAAGCCUGUUCAUCAUGCAACAGCAUACGAGAAGCAGAAACUCAAACUGUUCGGGGGACUCUUCUGAUCCCAUGCAGAACGGCAAUGAGAGGAAGCUUUCCCCUAAAUGGCACAUAUUUUCAAGUAAAUGAGGUAUUUUCUGAUCAUGAAAGUAGCUUGUUCCCAAUAGCUGUUCCACGAGAGUGGCUAUGGAACUUGCCGCGGAGAACAGUGUAUUUUGGGACAUCAAUACCAUCCAUUUUCAAAGGACUGACAACUGAAGAGAUCCAAUACUGCUUUUGGAGAGGGUUUGUUUGUGUAAGAGGAUUUGACAAGAGAACAAGGGCACCACGUCCCCUCAUCGCCAGAUUGCACUUUCCAGCUAGCAGGUUGGGCAAAGGGAAAGGGAAGACGGAUGGGAACUAG